AUGAAACGACACCGGCCCCGUGCUCAAGACUUCACAGUCGGCUGGAUCUGUCCUCUUCCGCUCGAAUACGCCGCUGCAAAAGACGUCCUCGAUGAGCUGUACGACGAGGCUGAAUACGCGACCGGUCGCAUCCACAACCAUGAGGUCGUCAUCACCUGUCUUCCUGCGGGCCAAAUGGGCACAAACGCUGCUGCCGCGGCCACGGCAAAAAUGCUUGCUGCCUUUCCAAACGUAAAAAAUGCGCUUCUCGUGGGGAUAGCUGGAGGUGUACCAAGCAACCAGGCAGACAUCCGCCUUGGUGACGUUGUUAUCAGCCAGCCCAAUGGACAAUAUGGCGGAGUAGUCCAGUAUGACUUUGGGAAGACCAUUCCCGGUGGGUUUCAGCGCGUGGGCUCUCUCAACGCCCCCUCUCACGACCUGCUCACGGCUCUGUCGAAAUUGAAGGCGAAUCCGGCUGCUGCUAGGCAUGCCAUCGACGCAAGUAAAACCUACCAACCUCCAUCUAGCACCGACGUCCUUUUCCACGCCUCCUACGACCAUGUCCAGGGAGAAACGUGUGCCCAGUGCCGUGAGGAUAUGCAAAUCGAGCGGGUGCCGCGGGUUGGGGGUUCAGAAAUAUUCUUCGGUACUGUUGCCUCUGGCAAUCAAGUGAUUAAAUAUGGUACGACCAGGGACGGGACUAGCUCUAAACUGGAUGGAGUUCUGUGUUUCGAGAUGGAGGCUGCUGGUGUGGUGAACUUGGUGCCCUGUCUCGUCGUUCGAGGCAUCUGUGACUACGCAGAUUCACACAAGAACAAGACAUUCCAACCGCUCGCAGCAGCUGCCGCUGCCAUGUGUGCGAGAGAAAUUCUUUCCUAUCUGCCCUGCAAACCAGCCUUGAGGAAUGAACAACAACAGGCUCCUAGUGGACCAGUGCCGACGGAAAACCAAUGUGAUACAGAACCCCACCACUACAAGGCGUCGCUAGCACAAAGACAGAUUUAUAUGGAGUCGCUUAGAUUCGACCAGAUGGAUAGCCGGCACGCGACAAUUAAGAUGGCACAUGCAAAAACUUGUCGGUGGCUGAUGAACUGUCAAAAGCACCAGGAUUGGCUAAACCCCGAAUGUUUUGAUCAGCAUCACGGAUUCUUCUGGAUAAAGGGGAAGCCAGGGGCAGGUAAAUCUACACUGCUGAAGUUUGCUUUUUCGCAGGCCAGAAAACGGAUGGGAGACGUCAAUAUUGUGUCUUUCUUCUUCAAUGCGCGCGGCGAGGCUUUGGAGAAGACGGUGUUAGGGAUGUACCGGUCUCUUCUUUGGCAGCUACUUGAACAGUUGCCGGAUCUACAGGCAGUAUUCGACACAUUGUCAGUUAAUGCAGGCCACUGGAAUUCCUAUAACUGGAGUAUCGAAACCCUAAAGGAUCUCCUCUGCACAGCGGUUGAGGGUCUUCAAAAUCGCUCUGUCAAAUGCUACAUUGACGCCCUUGACGAGUGCAAACAAGAAGAGGUCCAAGAUAUGUUAUCGUUCUUCGAACAAUUGGGCGAAAUUGCAGCAUCCAACCGACUUCGGUUCCUUGUCUGCUUUUCAAGCCGCCACUAUCCUCAUAUUACCGUUGACAAUAAAGUUGAGCUGGUGCUGGAAAAUCAAGGCGAUCACCACACAGACAUCUCCAAUUACGUGAAUGCGGAGCUCAAAGUAGGCAACAGCAGGCAGGUUCUACAGAUGAAAGAAACAAUUAUCAAUCGAUCAUCGGGAAUUUUCUUGUGGGCAGUACUUGUCGUACGUAUACUCAAUGAGGAGUAUUCCCGUGGACAUGCCCACACUCUCAAACGAAGGCUGGAGGAGAUACCAGAUGGAUUGAAUUCGUUAUUGCAGGAUAUCCUCACAAGGGACAACAACAAUAUGGCAAAAACGCUACUUUGCCUACAGUGGAUCCUAUAUGCGGAACGGCCCUUGACGCAAAAAGAGCUUUAUUUUGCUAUUUUAGCUGGAACUGAGUCCCCAGAGUUCCUUGCAGAUUGGACAGCAGACGAAGCAGAUAUUGACGAAGAAACUUUCAAAAUAUCCAUGCUCGAUUCUUCUAAAGGGCUAGCAGAAGUCACCAAAUCCAAAAAGAACUCCACAGUACAGUUUAUUCAUGAGUCUGUCCGUGAUUUCCUUCGGGAUGAGGGCCUCAGCAAUCUCGAAGUUGGCGGUAUUGCCCCAGGAUCCAGUCACGACGCGUUGAAAAUCUGCUGUUUGAAGUAUGUAAACAUUGAUUUGUCGUCACGUUUACCGCAUUUCCAAGAUAUUCCACGAGCCAAAUCCCCAGAGGCGAGCCGUCUUAUAGAAGCUGUAUCUCGGAGUUAUCCUUUCCUUGAGUAUGCCGUGCAGAAUGUGUUCCAUCACGCAAACAUUGCGGCCGAGCAUGGGAUGGCGCAGGGACUGUUUUUAGCAGGGUUUCCCACUGCCAGUUGGAUACUGAAGAAUAACAUGUUUGAGAAACAUCAAGUACGCCGGUAUACCUCAUAUGCAGACAAGGUGUACAUCUUAGCAGAGCAUAACUGGUUAAAGCUCCUUACGAUCGAGUGC
Messenger RNA from Aspergillus versicolor CBS 583.65, 2550 nucleotides. RefSeq names its product 5'-methylthioadenosine/S-adenosylhomocysteine nucleosidase family protein. The transcript has a single exon. Gene Ontology annotation, molecular function: catalytic activity. The record is from RefSeq and is a predicted model, not a curated record. The annotation marks the transcript as partial. Lineage: Eukaryota; Fungi; Ascomycota; Eurotiomycetes; Eurotiales; Aspergillaceae. Gene Ontology annotation, biological process: nucleoside metabolic process.